Molecule: messenger RNA, 1677 nt
Organism: Prunus armeniaca (apricot)
Lineage: Eukaryota; Viridiplantae; Streptophyta; Magnoliopsida; Rosales; Rosaceae
Source: the annotation of a GenBank genome assembly
AUGGCUGCUCCUCAAUUUCAACACCCUCAUCACAACUCAAUUAAACAAGAAGAAGACAAAGAAACAAACCUGCAUGUUCAAUCCACUGAAUUCUUCCAUUCCAAUUUGGCCCUCUCCAAGGAUGGAAGCCCAUCUGAUACAGCAUCAUGCAUAUCAACUGUGGGAGAUACAACUGCCAGUGUCAAGAAAGGUGAUGCAGAUGCAGAUGCAGAUUAUGAAUCCGUGACUUCUUAUCCAACCACUGCGUAUUACGGAUACACCUAUCCAGGUUAUGAUAUGGAAAACCAAGGAUACUAUGUUGGCGGAUCCGGGAUGGAGAUGCAAUACCCUGUCAUGCAAGCAGAUAAUGGAUCUUUUGUCUACUUGAUGCCAGGAUUUCAGCCUGGCUACGAUCCUUACGCGCCAUACAUGCCCAUAACUACAAUCGGUAGUGAUGGACAAUAUGUUAGUCAACAGAUGUAUCCCCCACUCAGCCCCAUGUACCAAGCUCCUAUUUCCCCUGGAUAUAACCCCUCUCUUCUUCCUUAUGGGGAGUUAGUCCCAUCACCUUACUUGUGGGAUCCAUCUCUUGUUGGAGAUGGAACAGUUGGAAAUGCUUACAAUGGAGUUUUAGAAACACCACCCUCUAAAACUAGUUUCUCUUCCCCUAGUCACAAUCGUGCUCCACUGUUUAAAUCUCCUAAACCGUUGGAUGUUCAAUCAGGUUAUGGUGCACGAAAUCAGCCAAAACCAGUGAACAAGGCCUCAGUACGUGCCCCAAGUAUCCAAUCAGAAGCACUAGCCAAAGGAUACUUUUCUGUGGCCAAGGUUCCGGUCUAUAACCAAGGGACUGGUGGACUGCUCUAUCCAAACAAUUCACCAACUUUAAAAGCAAAUGCAAAGGGUUGGGGUGGCUCUGAGAAGCUGAAACCAAGAAGUAAGGCUAAUGGUGUUAGAGAUAUUAGUUUGUUUAAUGAAAAGAACCAUGGCCCUAGAUCAACCAACCCUAAAGGUGCAUUGUUGUCUGGAGCUGAAAAGGAGAAUGGAAAGUGCGACAGCAUAGCCUCUGCCAUCAGGAAGGAUCAAUAUAACCUUCCUGACUUUCCAACCAAAUAUGAGCAAGCACUUUUCUUUGUCAUCAAGUCUUACAGUGAGGAUGAUAUUCAUAAGAGCAUCAAGUACAACGUGUGGGCUAGUACUCCUAACGGGAAUAAGAGGCUGGACAGUGCUUAUCAAGAUGCAGAGGAGAAGGUUGCACAGAAUGGCUGCAAGUGUCCCGUGUUCCUUUUCUUUUCGGUGAAUGCAAGUGGUCAGUUUUGUGGAGUAGCUGAGAUGAUUGGCCGUGUGGACUUUAAUAAGAGCAUGGAUUUCUGGCAACAGGAUAAAUGGAAUGGUUAUUUCCCAGUCAAGUGGCAUAUCAUAAAAGACGUCCCAAACCCGCAGUUACGGCAUAUAAUUCUUGAGAAUAAUGAGAACAAGCCUGUGACCAAUAGCAGAGACACGCAAGAGGUGAAAUUCCUUCAGGGUAUUGAAAUGCUGAACAUAUUUAAAAAUCAUCUGUCAAAGACAUCAAUACUGGACGACUUUGAUUUCUACGAAAGCCGCCAGAAGGUGAUGCAGGAGAAGAGGAUCAGGCAGUCUACACCUUACUAUGAUCUGCAGCUAAAAAUAGGUGAGUUAAGUAUCAGCGCUGAGUAA